This is a messenger RNA of Gymnodraco acuticeps, 1234 nucleotides long. RefSeq names its product cyclin-dependent kinase inhibitor 2A/B (p15, inhibits CDK4) (gene cdkn2). Gene Ontology annotation, cellular component: nucleus. Lineage: Eukaryota; Metazoa; Chordata; Actinopteri; Perciformes; Bathydraconidae. The coding region runs from base 208 to 594 and encodes 128 amino acids. Gene Ontology annotation, molecular function: cyclin-dependent protein serine/threonine kinase inhibitor activity; protein kinase binding. The transcript has 2 exons. Gene Ontology annotation, biological process: negative regulation of cell population proliferation; regulation of cyclin-dependent protein serine/threonine kinase activity. The record is from RefSeq and is a predicted model, not a curated record.
CUGGAUCUCUGGACAGGCGAUGCACGACACACACACACACACACACCGACAUACACCGAGACAACCUGCGGGGUGGACACACACAUCAUCCGGGGGACCUCCACACAUCAAGUCCCAGUGCAUUAUACCGGUGUGUUUUGGAACCGGUAUUUGUCAGAACCACCAAGUGACAGAUCCACGGACGGUGUCGCUGCAGGUUUCAGGACAAUGACUCUGGAGGAUGAGCUGACGAAAGCCGCAGCGAACGGGAACACGGCAACUGUGGAGGAUCUGCUGCGGGCAGGAGCGCAGGUUAACGGGGUGAACAGCUUGGGACACACCGCUCUGCAGGUGAUGAUGAUGGGCAGCUCCCCGGUGGCUCAGCUGCUGCUGCGGCACGGAGCGGACCCGGCGGUGAGUGACCGGAGCACUGGGAGCUCCCCGCUGCACGACGCGGCCCGGACCGGGUUUGUGGACACGGUGCGGCUGCUGGUGAAGAAUCGGGCUGAUCCGCAGGCCCGGGACAAUAAAGACAACCGACCCGUCGACCUGGCCCGGCAGCACGGACACACGGAGGUGGAGGAUUAUCUACAGUCUCUACCGGACACCGAGUGACGCUGGACGUUAAUGAAGGGAUACUGGGGCAUGGAGGGCCUUCUGUCUGAAACAUAGGAUGUUUUGCUGUAAAACGUUUUUUUGUAUUUAUUUAUCGGAUGUUUUGUAGGUAUUGCAUUUUUAACGAAAUCUUUGUCAAUAUGAGGCUGUCAUGACAAAUCAGUAAAAUAUGGUUAUUGGCCAUAAUGUCUAAUAAUAGCUACACAAAUCGGUUAAGAUUUAUUCUGCGUUGUAUAAUAGAAAUAUUCCGAAUAUAUAACUGUAUAGGUGAACAGUCUUCCUAUAAUAUUUGUUCAUGACAUUGUAUUUUUAAAUUAAGAUUAGUGUUAAUUUUUCGUCUAAAACGAUAUGAGAUCAUUUGAAUAAUGUCGACUAUUUAACCAAAGCCAUUCAAAAUGUUUUGCACACCCAACAUUAGUGUGACUAAAGCACUAUUAUGUUUGUUCUGCAGACUCGGAGUGUCACUUCCUGUUUUUACAAAUGAUAUGCAGACCUCGCAUUGUAUGCACUUUAAUAAAAUGUCAUUUUAAGUGUGUUAAUGGUGCAGAUUAGAAGCAGCACUAAUAUGGUAAUGUCUAUUGUCUAAAGGAUGGAUUACAACAACAACAAAAGGUACUAAAGAAUGAAUAACCACAAAAAA